Messenger RNA from Monopterus albus (swamp eel), 1156 nucleotides. RefSeq names its product proteasome 26S subunit, non-ATPase 10 (gene psmd10). Gene Ontology annotation, cellular component: BRCA1-BARD1 complex; BRCA1-A complex. Bases 108 to 788 code for a protein of 226 amino acids. Gene Ontology annotation, molecular function: ubiquitin-protein transferase activity; protein binding. The record is from RefSeq and is a predicted model, not a curated record. NCBI's taxonomy places the organism in Eukaryota, Metazoa, Chordata, Actinopteri, Synbranchiformes, Synbranchidae. Gene Ontology annotation, biological process: protein K6-linked ubiquitination. The transcript has 5 exons.
GGAGUCGUUGCUUGUCCGAUUCAAAUCUGAUACGGAAGCGUCCCUUAAAAUUUUCUACAUAGAGUACUUGAAAUUUUGUUUGACAUUUCACAUAACCAUAUUUAACAAUGGAAGGUUCGGUAUCAAAUGUGGAGGUCUGUAAUCUUGCUUACACUGGGCAGUUUGAGAAAUUAAAACAGUGCAUUCUGUCAGAUAAAACGCUUGCCUGCAAAACGGACCAGGACUGCAGAACCGCCCUGCACUGGGCUUGUUCUGCUGGUCACACCGACAUUGUGGAGUUCCUGCUUGACCUGGGAGUUGAAGUGAAUCUACAGGAUGAUGCUUUGUGGACCCCUCUUCACAUUGCCGCAUCUGCAGGCAGAGAGGACAUAGUGAAAUCUCUGAUAUCCAAAGGAGCUCAGCUGAAUUCAGUAAAUCAGAAUGGAUGCACCCCUCUGCAUUAUGCCGCCUCUAAAGACAGAUAUGAGAUUGCCUUGCUGUUGUUGGAAAAUGGAGCAGACCCCAAUGCCACGGACAAGUUGGAGUCCACUCCUCUUCACAGAGCAUCUGCCAAGGGAAAUUACCGUCUCAUCCAACUGCUUCUUAAACAGAGCGCCUCAACCAACAUCCAGGACUCACAGGGCAACACACCACUACAUCUGGCGUGCGAUGAGGAGCGUGUGGAAGCAGCCAAGUUACUGGUGGAACAUGGGGCCAGCAUCUACAUUGAGAAUAAGGAGAAGAAGACACCCCUCCAGAUAACCAAGAGUGGUUUAGCCAACAUGCUUCGUCGGAUUGUGGAGGGAUGAUGCAUUUACUGGUCUACAGUACAGGUUAUGAGGUUAUGUUCCAGCUCGAAUCCCCACCAUCACCAGGUUGCGGUAUAGGAAUUCUCUUCCCAGUCAACCCUCUGUGAGCAGCCUGGUGUGACACAUGCAGAUGUGUAAUUGGUGGAAGGUUAGACAGUGUCAGGGAGGAAAGUUGAAUGGAACUGUAUCCUUAUCAGCUCUUCAGGUGGGGUCUUUGAAGCUGUGCACACAUUAGCUGUCCAGAAACACACUGCACUAAGCUCAGUCUGUCCAACACUGCAGCCUGUUUCCCUGUGAAGUUUUAAUUGUUGUAGCAGUUACUAAAUAAAAAUAUGUUGAGCCUGUUAAUAAAGUAUAUUUGGGAUAUA